UCCGGGCUGACUGAGCUCCAGGCAGAGCCUGAUGUCAGCCUGGAUUCAGCUGAGCUCUCACAAGACUUGGACACCUCAGAGACUGAAAUCUGGGCAACGGCUCUUCUCACAACAAUGACUGAGGAUGCAGUCAUCACAAACAGUGACAUUGAAGAGAGUGAGGGCAUGACAAAUACUGGCACCUCACCCGCCCCCACUGUUAUUCAUACUGCCCCUAUGGAAUUUUUCGAGGAGAGUGCUGUUCCUUCUCAGCAGCAGGUGCCAGCCAUUGUAAGGAACAUCCACCAGAGGCUGGUGUCCCAUGACACUGUGGAUGCCAGGCUGCAAACUGACAUUGUGAGGCUGGCUGAGAAACAUCCUGUUGACGUGGUGCUGACCCUCCUGCGCUGUGCCCCAACGUGUGACAGAGCUGCUGCAAUCAUGUGGAAAACCAUAGGAUCAGUGGGACCAGCACUGGAGAAAGUGCUGCCAACACUGCUGUGUGUGAUGGAGGACUGGCCUGUGCACAGCGCAUCCACCUCCGAUGGGGAUGACACAGAUGUCUUUGCCCUGGCUGCAACUCUGGUGAUCUGGGUGAUUGUGUCUGAAUGCCACAAGGCCAUGAUCCCUUAUUCUGGGCGACUGUUUGUGGCUCUGCUCUUCCAUAUUGUCAUCACCACACAGCAGAUGCCACCAGAGGAAGCUGGGCACUUUUGGAAAGCAUGUCGGGAGGAACACCGCCUUCCCAGGAAGCCCAGCAGGUUUGCAGUACAGGCCAUGAAGGCUCUGCUCUACCGCCUGCGGUGUGACAAGGAGGUGAUGGCUGUGGAGCGCAAGCGUGGCUGGGACACGCUGCUGCGUGCUCACACCCAGCACUAUGCCGUGGGUCUGCUGGCCAGGGAGAUGCGCCGUAUCUUUAUCCCCUUUUGUUCCCUCAUUGCAUUACAUCUACUGAAGGAGCUCCACAGGGCGGACCCAUACUGGGAUCUGCCCUUCCUGGCAUUCCUUGUGGAGGUCUUUGAGUGCUUGGACUUGUGUAAAUGUGGUGACAGCAUACUGGAGAUCAUGUCAAGGUGCCUGCAGAGCGAGUGCAGGGAGAGGCGUCGCCUGGCGCUCAGGGCCCUCAUGGUGCUCAGCAAGGAUCCCUUGAGGGCCAGAAGAAUGUGCAGUCUGUCUAAAAACCUUGUGGAGCUGCUGGGUGAUGCAGAUGGAUAUGUUGUCAGCAUGACCCUCUCUGUGCUCACAAAUAUACUUGAGAAUGACCACAUCCUGAUAUCCAGCACCACUGCCCCGCAGCUGGCUGAGGCACUCCUGCCACUCUUUGACUGUGACGACAUCCAUAUGCAGCUGCUCUCCCUAAACCUCUUCUUCAAGGUGAUGGACUUGGUAGUGAAGAAAGGAAAAAAGCCCCUGAAGAGAAUUGUGAAACAGAGCCUGCUGCCACUCUUCUUUCAUUGCCAUGAUGCGAACGAGCGUGUGGCAAAAGCCUCUCGUGAAUUGCUGCUUUGUGUGGUAAGGUUCCUGAGGAGAAGGAAGCUCAAGCAACUACUUAAGAGGGAGAAGAUGUUGAAGUUUGGCACCAGCCUGCUGGCAGAGGACACGAGCCGAGCGGCCGAGCAGCUGCGCCGGGCCCAGCGCUACCUCCAGAGCCCACAGGAGCCCCUGCGAGAGGCGGCCAUCAGGUUCAUGGGGUCUGCCAGGGUAUCCAUGAGGGGACAGAAGGAAGUGCUCGAGGUCCUCAAUGAGGCCAUUCACACCCGGAAGAAAGGCUGUACAUCCCACUGUAGCAGGAAUAUUCAAGCACAGUUUACAAGUCGAGUUGAAGAAUUAAGUUCAUCUUCAGGAUCCAGUGAAUCAGUGUCCUAAGAAUAGCACCAGGAGAUGCUGAAGAGGACACCAUCUCCACUGCCACUGGAACCCCACGCACAGCUGAUAAUUGGUACAGCGGAGCCUGUGGGACACUGGUCUGGCUUCAGCCAACUCCCUGCCUGUAGAUAGCUCCCUCCCUCCAGCUUUCACACCGUGUCGACCCUCCCCGCUUUGGUCCAUUCCAGUUCAUCCCUUUGCUUCGCCUGCCAUUAAUAAACAGUUUGGCUUCUUCA
Molecule: messenger RNA, 2081 nt
Organism: Passer domesticus (house sparrow)
Lineage: Eukaryota; Metazoa; Chordata; Aves; Passeriformes; Passeridae
Exons: 13
Coding region: 115-1845 (576 amino acids)
Cellular component (GO): cytoplasm
Source: RefSeq, a predicted model, not a curated record